Molecule: messenger RNA, 1521 nt
Organism: Drosophila hydei
Lineage: Eukaryota; Metazoa; Arthropoda; Insecta; Diptera; Drosophilidae
Product: solute carrier family 25 member 40
Exons: 6
Coding region: 216-1463 (415 amino acids)
Biological process (GO): mitochondrial transmembrane transport
Source: RefSeq, a predicted model, not a curated record
AAACCCGUUCAUGUUCGUAUCAAUUGGAAAUAUAAUUCGUUACAUACUACGAAGUAAAAAUUCAAUAUACACAUAAAUAAAACAAUAUACACUUUUUUUGUUAGUUAGUUAGUUAAAGUUCGCCACCAAGUCAGAUACAGAUAUAGAUUCAGUUAUGUACAUAUGUUACAGAUAUCAGAGGAAUUGAUAAAGAGAAAGUACAGAACAAAUGAAAUAUGAAUCCGGAACCAGAUUUUAAGUCACCUGAAUCAUUGGAGAUGGUUGGGGAUCCAUUGCGUUUGCCAACAGCCCUGCUAUCCGACGAUCCGCGCUAUCGUAUUCGCCCCAUGCAGCAGGUGAUAUCCGCUCUAGUUGGUGGAUUAAUCACCACAUUUGUGGUGACUCCAAUGGAAGUAGUCAAGACACGCGUUCAAACUCAAUCGCAGAAUCAAGCCCGCUACCGCCCGGUCGUCUCCAAGCUCUGCUAUGUCUUUCACAAUGGCCUAAUGACACACGUUUGCAAGCCUAACUCUACCAAUUGCCUGUCCAAGAGCGCAGCGACCGAUGCGGCCAGCAUGCGUCCUCUGCGCGGAGCCAUGGAUGCCUUUGUCAAGAUCAUUUGCGGCAAUGGGGUUUUCGGCUUGUGGGCGGGAUUGAGUCCCACGCUUAUCUCAGCGCUGCCAUCGACCAUCAUCUACUUUCUGACUUAUGAAUAUUUGAAACAUAGUUUUUCGAAUUUCUAUUAUUUUUGGCGUCCACGCGACAAUAACAAUAACAUUGUGAAGACAUCGAGGGAAGCAAGUUUAACCAUACCCUCAGUAGUGCCGAUGGCAUCGGGUAUAUGUGCCCGAACGGUUGUCGUGACGGCCAUAACGCCGUUGGAGAUGGUGCGCAUUAAGAUGCAAUCUGGUUAUAUGACGUAUACGAAACUAUGGGCUGUGCUUCGUACAUUGAUUAAAACUCACGGCAUUCUUGUAUUGUGGCGCGGAUGGCCGCCGACCGUGAUGAGAGAUGCCCCGUUCUCGGGCACCUAUUGGGCUGCCUAUGAGUCUAUAAAGCGGGCUUGCGAUGUGACAGAGCCAACGUUUUGGUUCAGCUUUAUGGCGGGCGCAGCAUCCGGAGGAUUGGCCACGUUCGUUACAAUGCCUUUUGAUUUAAUUGCCACCCAUACGCAAAUUGAGCUGGGGCAGGAUGUGCUCUACACGGAUUCAUCUGGCGCGGGUAAAGGCAGUUCAGGCGCCAGUACUGGGUCCAGAGGGUCAAGCACUGUUUCAUCAUCCAUGGCUAAACCGACAGUGUUUGCACGCCUCAGUCAGAUAUAUCACAAGCAGGGUAUACGGGGUCUCUAUAUAGGGGUUGUACCACGUAUGCUACGCGUUGUGCCAGCGUGUGCUAUUAUGAUAUCGGCAUUCGAGUAUAGUAAAUCAUUCUUCUUUCGCUACAAUCUUGAUCUAAAGCAUGCCGAUUAUCGACGUGCAAAUUAGAACGGUGAAGCAUGCCGGAUUCGAAGAUGAAAUCCACUCCAAAAAUAACGAUGGAGCC